AAAAAAAGUAAAAAAAGGCUUAAAUAAAAUUAAAUAAACGCCAUUUUCCCUCUUUCGUGGUAGUGUGCACUCAAAUGCUUGAGCGUGAAGAUCGACAAUUCAUACCCCAACCGAGAGAGCCCAAAAUCGUCUUCUCGUCGUCGGCGCCAUGUCCUCUGAGCCUCAGCCCAUUACCACUCCUCGUACCGUUUCGCCCCAAAGCUCUUCCUCUUUCACCAAAGACGACCUUGUCGCCGUCGACGGCUCUCCGGUAUCCAAAGCCAUGUCCGAAGACGAACUCGAGGCCACUCCCACCUCCAUAAACAACUCUCGCUCUCCAUCCCCGGCUCCCUCUUCGCCGGCCACCAACGACCAAGCUCUUGUUCCGUUCCAGUCUGAUCCUCCUCCAACGGCGGCACGGACCCCGGUUUUUCCGGCCAGGGAGGACUGCUGGUCGGAGGCCGCGACUCACACGCUGAUCGAGGCCUGGGGGGCUCAUUACCUGGAGUUGAAUCGGGGGAAUCUACGGCGGCAGCACUGGAUGGAGGUCGCCGACGCCGUUAACUCCCUCCACGGCAACACAAAGAAGCAGCACCGCACCGACAUACAGUGCAAGAACCGCAUCGACACCUUGAAGAAGAAGUACAAGACCGAGAGGGCUAGGGUUUCUCAAUCGCGAUCGAAUUACGUUUCAUCUUGGCCCUUCUUCAGUAGUCUUGACGCCCUCAUUGGAGACCACUUCAAGCCCUCUACUUCGCCGGCGACCUCUGCUCCGCAGCGUAAAACUCGCCUGACGCUUCCUCCCCCACUGUCAUCAAUUCCGGUCGCCCCCAGGUCAAAGCGUCCGUCGUCAAUUGAUGACUCGGUUUCCCGGCGGAAUUUUUCAGCGAUGGCGGCGGCGGCGGCCGCUGCCACAGAAGACUCGUACGAGAACGAUGAAUCUGACACGUCGGUUCCUCCGCCGGCGCCGGCGAUUGCUGGUCGGAGGAAGAAGAGAGAUUCAGGUGUGGAGUUGGAGGGGUAUCGGUGUUUAGCAGAAGCAAUUGGGAAAUUUGGUGAGAUAUACAAGAGAGUGGAAGAGGCGAAAAUUAGGCAGAUGGUAGAUUUAGAGAAGCAGAGAAUGCAAUUUGCCAAAGACUUGGAACUUCAGAGAAUGAAGCUCAUUAUGGAAUCGCAAGUACAAUUGGAAAAACUCAAACGUCCUAAGCUCAACUCACAUGCUGGUUAGUGAGCGCUCUUCAUCUGUUCAGAUAGUUACUUAUAGAUGGUGUUGAUAGCUCAUUUCAAACUGGUCUAACACAAAAGUGGGGUUCUGCAGAUAGUAGUUUCAACUUUCAGGCUUGUUUUCCGUUUUCACCCCCAGGCAGUUUUACAUUAUGUAGUUUUACUUGAUAAAUUAGGGUAUAGAAAUAGGUAUCUCCUGUCCCUCAGGGGUUUCAUUCUCUAUAUUUUGUAUGAUGAUAACCUAGCAUGUGCAUAUGACAGAAGCUUUUUGUAGUUGGUCCAUGAGGACUUUUAUGCUCCAGAGAUUGUAACCCCUUGGUCAGUUGGUCCUCACGUAUUGGAUAUUUUUGCUAUACAAAUAGAGAGAGAUCCUGCCCAAAAUUUCUAAA
Molecule: messenger RNA, 1592 nt
Organism: Cuscuta epithymum
Lineage: Eukaryota; Viridiplantae; Streptophyta; Magnoliopsida; Solanales; Convolvulaceae
Source: the annotation of a GenBank genome assembly